Messenger RNA from Lasiosphaeria miniovina, 1129 nucleotides. RefSeq lists its product as uncharacterized. The record is from RefSeq and is a predicted model, not a curated record. The transcript has a single exon. Lineage: Eukaryota; Fungi; Ascomycota; Sordariomycetes; Sordariales; Lasiosphaeriaceae. The coding region runs from base 363 to 986 and encodes 207 amino acids.
UCCUCAGUGACACCAUCUCGCGGCACUAUCGCGAUAUAAGCUCGGACGUUCCGCCAGGUGGUAAAACUCUGUCAGGAUCGCCUUGCAGCUACCCUAUCCACCCAUGUGGGGGUAUCACGACGAGGCAGCAGGUACCCGAAAUGGCUGACUUUUUUUGUCUUGAUGGCGUGUCACGGAACAAUCCGUAUCUUGGUUACCAGGCCGCUGGACGACUGACGACGUUCUACUGAGCAUCUCUCGCUGCAUCGCCCAUGCCAAGUCUGGGUACCCGCCAGGGAGAGAGCGCGAUGCGCGCGCUGCUGUGAGACCCGUCCGUGCCGCCAUGGUCCGUCCCGCCGUCGUUGGGUCUCGUUCGUUGGGCCAUGUCUGCUUAUCAUAUGGGGCCGACCCGUCAUCCGGGCAGCAGCAUCCAUUGCAGCAAGGGAGCGGUGAGCGGCGCUCUCUGGGCGUCCAGAGGGGCUGAUACUACUCGCACCUGUUGCACCUGCAUGGCUGUGCAAGCCUUGAUAGAUAAGUGUCCGACACCAGAAGCCCGAGUUGUCGUCGAGGAGGGAGGGGGUCAUGAACAAAAUGUCCCGAGCUGUCCAACAGAUCGAAACGCCCCGUCGAUCUCAAGCCGAGGGGGCGCUCGGCGAUCGAUAGGGAGCUAUGUACGCACCUCUCACUCCUUGCACACUUGGUCUCACAACUCCCCGAGCAUGUCGGAAUGCUGCGCCGCACACCUGCCGGCAUAUCAAAACGACAUGGGAAGCCGGUGGGGGGAGCUGGGUGCUGCCGGGUGCCACAUUGUUGCAAAUCAGAUGCGAACAAUCAGAGGCUGGCUGAGAUUUCACAGACAGCGAGACACACAAGCAGCGAAAACGGUGUUACGUAUGUACAUCCAUCCUUCCGUACGCUUCACUCCUGUCUGCGUAAGGGGGGGCGGCCAGACGGCAGCCAAGAUUGUCCAGGGGGGCAAGGGUUCGAGAAGGACACGGUUUCCGUGAUCCGGACCGGCGCCCCAUAAGGGACAGGCCGGGCGGAUAGACAGACUAGACUGGCUGGGACGUGGAACGUGAAUGUGGAACGUGGAACGGAGUCGCUGCAAGAUAAGGUAAGUCGAGGCGGGCAGGCAGGCAGGCAGCAAAGC